Anopheles moucheti is the source of this 3166-nucleotide messenger RNA. It is a transcript of the gene Eaat1, whose product is annotated as excitatory amino acid transporter 3. The coding region runs from base 313 to 1758 and encodes 481 amino acids. Gene Ontology annotation, molecular function: glutamate:sodium symporter activity; neutral L-amino acid transmembrane transporter activity; L-glutamate transmembrane transporter activity. The record is from RefSeq and is a predicted model, not a curated record. Gene Ontology annotation, cellular component: plasma membrane. The transcript has 10 exons. Lineage: Eukaryota; Metazoa; Arthropoda; Insecta; Diptera; Culicidae. Gene Ontology annotation, biological process: L-glutamate transmembrane transport.
UGCUCGUUUUCUUGCGACCGAAUUAACGCGCUGUUUGGUCAGUACGCGGUGACGACGGCGACAACGGAGACGUGUGCUUUCUUUACGGUGGUUCCGCAAAAAAAAAACGCGCGCACGGCGUACGAAUUCUUAUCAGUAUCGAAGCGCGAACUGUGCCUAGCGGGCGUGAAGGUUUAGCUGCACUCUACACUACAGGCUAUUGUUGAUCUUCGAUCACCGAGUGAUCUGGGUGUAAGAUCCACAUCGCCUCCCCGAAAAACGCAAAGGCAAUAACCCUACACGCCUGGUAGUGUAGUGGACAUAAUAGCGAAUAUGUCGAACUCGUACGCGACUACAGGCGCACGGCCAACGUCACGAUGGAAGCGGUUUGUAAAGUCGAACCUGCUUACCUUCCUGACCGUGGUCGGAGUGUUCGGUGGUACCGCGCUCGGGCUGCUGCUGAAGAACUCGGCCGAACCCUGGACACAGCGUGAGGUGAUGUAUAUCCAGUAUCCGGGCGAUCUGUUCCUACGGAUGCUGAAGUGUCUGAUAGUACCGCUGCUCGUUUCGUCGAUCACCAGUGCGAUCGGUUCGUUGGAUUUGAGCAUGUCGAAGAAGAUCGCUUUCCGGGCCAUCGUGUACUACUUCACCACGACGAUCUGUGCCGUCGUCUUGGGCAUUAUUCUGGUCAGUACUAUUCGACCCGGAGCGGGCCGCGAGGUGAGCAAUAUUGGCGGCAAAGCCACCACGAGACAGGUGCUUACGGCCGACACGCUGCUAGAUCUCGUAAGAAACUUAUUCCCACCGAAUAUCAUCCAGGCCACGAUGUUCCAGUUCCGAACCAUUCUUGUCCCUCCAGCAAAUGCCACCGGUGUUCCCUUGACGCAGUACAAGAUCACUUCCGAGUUUACCGAGGGCACGAAUGUGCUCGGUUUGGUUAUGUUCAGUGUCGUGCUGGGUACGUGCAUAGGCAAGAUGCGUGAAAAGGGCAAGCCACUGCUCGGACUGUUCGAAACGCUCAGUGAAGCGAUGAUGAUUAUUACCUCGUGGGUCAUCUGGAUCUCCCCGAUCGGUGUACUGUUUCUGGUAGCGGCCAAACUGCUGGAGAUGGCAUCCUUCGUCGAGGUAUUGGGACAGCUGGGAUGGUACUUUAUGACUGUGAUGCUGGGACUAAUACUGCACGGUUUCGGUACAAUUUCGGUAAUCUUCUUCCUAACCACGCGCAAAAUGGCGUUCCCGUUCAUUGCCAAGAUGAGCCAGGUUCUGGCAACCGCAUUCGGAACCGGUUCCAGCUCGGCCACGAUGCCCAUCACGAUCCGCUGUCUCGACAAUAUGGGUAUUGAUCCGCGUGUGACACGAUUUGUCAUUCCCGUUGGAGCCACGAUCAACAUGGAUGGUACGGCACUGUAUGAAGCCGUCGCUGCUCUAUUCAUUGCUCAACUACGUAAUAUUCAUCUGACCUUUGGUCAUAUCGUUGCUGUGAGUGUGACAGCUACGGCUGCCUCCAUCGGUGCGGCUGGUAUUCCGCAAGCCGGUCUUAUAACGAUGGUAAUGGUGCUGGACACCGUAGGAUUGCCGGCCGAGGAUGUCACCAUCAUCAUUGCCGUUGAUUGGCUCCUCGAUCGAUUCCGUACGACUAUUAACGUUAUGUGCGACGCCCUAGGAACGAUUCUCGUCAACUCCCUAUCGAAAAAAGAUCUAUCCGGUGAAGCCAACGGCCAUCUGGAACUGGCUGAACCACACGAGCUGGUAGAAUUGCGACCCGAUCAGAAGGAAUAAGCGUUCCCAGUCCUCACCCAUGGGUCAACUGCGGACCGCAGAACAACAUCUCAACUUCAUCCAUUUUGCCCAUACUUUUGAACGCGUUCUGCAUUUGGGGCAUAGUUGCCGUGUUUUUGUACCGCGAAUUAUACGUAAAAUACGUAAUUAUAGUUUCGGACAUAUCUUACACACGAUCGAAUUGACGGCAAACGAUCCUUCUAGAGGCAGACAGAGCAGAGGCCACCAUUCAUUUAUCUAUUCAUCGACGCUGGUCUGUGAGAAUGUUCGGGGACAUUGGCAGCACAGGAAUGAAGGGAAUAUCAUCCAUACACCGAUUGCAGUUUGUAACCCUGAACAUCUCGUGGUACUUGAUUGUGAGUACUACUGCCAGACUGUGGUGCCCAGCCAUGGUGGUACCCAAACCAUGGCCUAGAAUGCUCAAUAAUGUUGACAUAUUUAGCGAAAAUGAGUACCACACUGCCCAUUUUUCAUUCAUUCUAUAUCUCGCUGUUUCUCCACACGUUCUAAUCAGUAACGAAACCAAAACAUCCUAAGCCAGCGUUAGUGCCAUGGAACAAUAGAACGCGACAAUAGGCAAAUAUAUAGUAGGAAUUACUAAUAAUUGGAAGAGAAGCGGCGCGGCGUCGUGUUAGGGAAAUCAUUUCAUCGAUUGUUUACAGGUUAAAUUAAUAGUGUAAGCAACACAAAACAUAACAGUAUCUACGUAAGAGAGGGUGCAAAGCACGUUCGACUUUGCCGAAGCAUUAGGAACAGACUCGUGGUAGGCACAAGCAAAAGACUAGGACCAGAAUACAGGAUACAGAUAUACUAUACGGAAUAGAACCAGCCGUACCGGACACAAAUCGUCUUGCUCCCUAUAUGCCCCCACUUCCAGGUUAGCGCCGAACAUCGAUGUUAUAUGUUUCCAUAUCAUAUCGAUGUUUAAUACUCAACUAGACUACUUACCCGGAAUAUACUGCACACUAUACUAUUGAUAUCACUCGCUGGCUCCCUUGUUACACCGGGAUGAAGUUUCCAUACACUGCGAACUUGUGGCGCUCGUGUACAGUGCGUGUCGAACUAAGCGUAUACGGAAAUGUUGAUCCUCCUUCCUUCUUGUUCUUUUUUUCUUGAUUUCCGGUGCAUUUUAAUUACGUGUAGACCACUUCAUACUCGGUAAGAGUUAUAGUGAGCGGGAGGGAGAAAAGGAUAUCUUUUUGCUAGGGUCCACUUCCUUUUUGCCGGUACCAUUUUCAGUUCAAUGCAAUCUGACUUGUGCGCAUACGAAAGGCUUCUUACCAGAUUAGGCACGUAACCUAGGGUUUUUAGUAUAACUUUCGAAGUCAAACGCGAUGCGUGCUGCGUGAGUAAAUGAGUGUUUGUAUAUUUCAAAAUACUUACAAAUAUAUUUUAAUGAUUCACCUUU